Molecule: messenger RNA, 333 nt
Organism: Clonostachys rhizophaga
Lineage: Eukaryota; Fungi; Ascomycota; Sordariomycetes; Hypocreales; Bionectriaceae
Source: the annotation of a GenBank genome assembly
AUGCCUGAACUAACAAUUAUCAUAGACUUAUCCAAGACUCCGCUGACAAGUCACCUCGGCUUUUGGUUCUUUGACCGCGAGAGCCGUGCUCGCCUCUCCCCUGAAAGAGACAUUCGCUGUGGAAACUGGCAAGAAUUCGACGUUGGACGGAAUCUAACAACAGAGGAGACUAAGAAUCGCAUCCGUGGAAUUGACGAUAAAUCGACUGACGGCACUGCGAAAGACCUCGGCUUCUAUGGCACGGGCGUGAUCGAAACUAAGUAUGCCGCAAAGCAUCACAUCGUAGUUGCAGGGUGGAACCCUGCUCACAGUGUGGCAAGUUUUCUCCCGUAA